AUGGCUACCGAUUCCUGGGAUCCUUUAAUCAUUUUUCUGGUCGUGCAGAAAUUGGACCCGGAGUCACAUAAGGAUUGGGAGGAGUAUGCACACAAGGAUGAUUCUGAGGAAUUACCCAAGUGGACAGACUUCGUUAAAUUUCUGGAAGCUAAAUUCCGAACACUAGAGCUCAUCACCGCUUCAUCAUCAUCAUCAACGCCGCGCGAGAGAAACGUAGUCAAAGAACGAACUUUCCACGUCACAGAGUCACACGCAGAGAAGAGUUGUGUCAUGUGUAAAGGUAAUCACACACUCGCUCAUUGUAAAGAAUUUACAAAAAUGCUACCUACUGAAAGAUGUGAAUACACAAAAAACAAUAGGCUAUGUUACAAUUGCCUAGCCUCAGGGCACGCAGUUUUCAAGUGUCGACUGCCCAUGUCAUGCCGAAUAUGCCGCAAGCGCCAUCAUUCACUCGUCCACGUGACCAAGAGCCCGGAAACAGCCGAACAAGACAGCCAUACCCAACCGACGCUCUCCAAGGUCAACGAGACUGAAACUGAAAUUCAAGCCACCAUGGCACUUGCAUCUCACCAUACGGCCGGGUACAGCGAUGACAGUGAAGGUUUAUUAGCAACUGCAAUCGUUAAUGUGAAGAGUGAGCAAGGUCACAGCAUUGCAUUCAGGGCUCUUAUCGACCCGUGCUCACAGGCAUCUUUCAUUAGUGAGAGAGCGGCUCAAUUAUUGAAACUUAAAAGAGAGUCAAGAAAAGCAAGCAUAACGGGAUUGGGGCCUAUAAAGGCGAAAGCAAAUCAAGUGGUUCAAUUACGGGUUUCGUCGCAAUAUCAAACGUCGUAUUCAUUACAGCUUCGAGCCUAUGUGAUUUCCAAGCAAUUGACCACUAAAAUGCCCGUGAAAACAAUGAAUACAACCAACUGGUCUCAUGUACACAAUCUACACCUGGCCGACCCGAGUUAUAACACACCAGGUCCAGUAGAUCUUCUCCUUGGAGUUAAAGUAUAUGCACAGAUAAUUCAAGAAAAUACACCAAUCAUCAAGGGUCCACCGGGUACACCAUGUGCUCAAAAAACAUACCUCGGCUGGAUCUUGUUUGGAGAUAAUGGAGAACCAGAUACCAAUGAUGCGAGUAAACAAGAAAAAUCAUUCAUCACGAUGCAUCAUCAAGUCGAUGUUGAUGAUUUAUUGAAGACUAUAUGGGAGGUUGAACCAGAUACAAAAAGAAGAUUAACAGAAGAAGAACAGACAUGCGAAAGAAUUUAUGAAAACACUUACAAAAGAAAUGAAGAAGGAAGAUAUAUCGUCAAAUUACCUAUGAAGACAGAAGUACCAAGAGCAUGUGAAGGAAAUACAAGAGAAAUUGCACAGAACAGAUUAAUACAACUAGAGAGAAGAUUUCUAAAAAUGCCUAAGCUUAAAGAAGAAUAUGUAAAGGUGAUUGAUGAUUAUAUCGAGCAGAAGCACAUGGAAAAGGUACCGAUAGAAGAAAUACAUACAAAGAAGAGCGUAUACCUGAGCCACCAUGCAAUUAUUCGAGAAGAGAAGGAAACUACGAAGACGCGCGUGGUUUACGACGCGUCGUGCAAGGGUACCAAUGGUUUCUCGUUAAACGAUGACCUUCUUGUUGGGCCAGUUUUACAAGAAGAUUUAAGAAGCUUGAUAAUGAGAUGGCGAAUGCACGCCAUAUGUUUCGUCUCAGACAUUCACAAAAUGUAUCGGAUGGUGCUGACAACUGAAGAAGAUUCCGACUAUCAGAGAAUUUUAUGGAGAAGUAGCAGUGCCAAGGAUAUAGAAGAUUACCGUCUCCUGACAGUAACUUUUGGAACAGCUUCAGCUCCUUAUCUGGCAAUUAGAACAUUGCAACAGCUGGCUGUUGACGAAGGAGACGAGUUUCCUGUUGCAUCAAAGAUGAUCAAAGAAGACUUCUACGUUGACAACCUGAUGUCGGGAUGUGACACCAUCGAACAAGCCAUAGAAGCCAGCAAACAAUUGCAAGAAGUUAUGCGAAGAGGUGGAUUUCAGCUCAAGAAAUGGUCAUCCAAUUGUAUUGAGUUCAUGAGAAGUUUGAAACCCGAAGAUAGAUCAGCCAAUGCGCAUCUUGAUUUAAACAUGGACGGUACAAUCAAGGCACUUGGUGUUCAAUGGAACAUGGGAACAGACCAGUUCGAGUACAACCUUAAUCUACCAGAAGUAAACCAUCACAUCAGUAAACGAUCCAUAUUGUCUGAUAUCCAGAAACUGUUUGAUCCUCUGGGCUGGAUCUCACCAUGUGUCCUGAUGGCUAAGAUACUGAUACAAAGGUUAUGGCUAGCAAAGGUGACUUGGGAUGAAGAACUUAGCCAAUCCUUAAAAGAUGAAUGGCUUCAAUUAAGAGCAGACUUGAAACAUGUCAAUGAGAUCCGUAUUGAUAGAUGGCUUGACACUUUGAGCACUGAUGGAACAAACAUUCAGUUACACGGGUUUAGUGACGCUUCCAUCUCAGCCUACGGUGCAGCCGUUUACAUUAGAGUAGAAAAGGCAGAUGGUACAAUCAAAACCAGGUUGAUUGCUUCAAGGACAAGGGUCUCACCUGUGAAACCUGUUUCAUUACCUCGCCUAGAAUUGUGUGGAGCUGUUGUGCUAGCAAAACUGCUACGGCAAGUCGGCUGUGCUAUGAGAAUACCAGCUUCGCAUAUGUUCGCAUGGACAGACUCGUCCAUUGUGAUUUCCUGGAUCUAUGGUGAACCACAAAGAUGGAAAACAUUUGUGGCAAACAGAGUUGUGGAAAUAACAAACAAUGUCGGUCAAAAUCAAUGGCAUCAUGUCACUUCUGAGGACAACCCAGCCGACAUUGCUUCCAGGGGAAUGUACUUGUCAGAGUUGAAGACUUCUAAACUAUGGUGGGAAGGGCCUGAAUGGCUAUCUAGCAAGGAAAUAGAAUACAAAAGACCUAACAUCAUCUCCACCGAGUUAGAGACGAAGAAUGUAAUACAGACCAAUUUAAAUAUACACGAAGGCGAAAGAGAAAUAAAUUUGACAGAACAAUUUAAGAAUUUUGAUAAUUUACAAGAAUUAAUAAAAACAGUAACUUAUUGCCGCAAAUUUCUAAACAUUAAAAAACUGCCAAUAGAUCAGAUAAAUAUAACUACUCAUGACUUGGAACUCACACUGAAGAUUUGUGUAAGACUUGUACAAAGGGAAGAAUUUGGUGAUGAAAUAGACAGAUUAGAGACAAAGAAACAAGUACACAAACGAAGCACUAUAAAAUCUUUAAAUCCGUACCUAGAAGAAGGUCUGCUGAGAGUGGGAGGAAGACUAAGAUUUGCAAACAUGAAUGACGACGAAAAACAUCCCUUAAUAUUAGGUAAUAAAAACAACUUAACCCCUCUCAUAAUUGCGGACGCACACUUGAAGACCCUGCACGGUGGAAUAACACUCAUGAUGAGUUAUUUACGUUCCAAAUUUUGGAUGAUAAAGUCCAAGAAUAUGGUAAGGGCUUAUGUCAAUAAAUGCCUUGUAUGCGUUAGACAAAACGCUGCUCCUAAACCACAGCUAAUGGGAGACCUGCCAAGAGAACGAGUUACACCUUCUAGACCGUUUUUACAUAGCGGCGUCGACUUCGCAGGACCUUUCACUACCCUAAUGUCUAAGGGCAGAGGAGCAAAGACUAUGAAGACAUAUGUCGCUAUAUUCAUAUGCUUAUCAGUCAAAUGCAUACAUCUAGAGCUCGUCAGUGAUCUGACUUCUGAGGCCUUUAUAGCUGCCUUUAAAAGGUUUGUGGCCAGGAGAGGAAGAUGUAACCAUUUGUGGAGCGACCAAGGAAGAAACUUCGUUGGUGCCAAUAAAGAACUGGUCAACGCAUGGAAAGAGGCACAACUAGAUUUCACUGGCGAAAUAUCCGAUUCCUUGGCUAAAGAUGGUACACAGUGGCAUUUUAUCCCCGCCUAUAGUCCAAAUUUCGGUGGCCUGUGGGAGGCUGGUGUGAAAUCCCUGAAACAUCAUUUAAAGAGAGUUGUCACCAGCCAUCUGACCUUUGAGGAAAUGAACACGGUCCUUUGUGAAAUUAAGGCAUGCUUAAACUCAAGGCCGUUAUGCCCGAUUGAUAACGACGAUACAGACAGCAUCGAACCCCUUACACCCGGGCAUUUCCUGAUCGGCGAAGCACCCAUAAACGUCCCAUCGCCUGACUUGAAAGAUGUUAGAAUGAGCUCACUAUCACGAUGGCAGCACACACAGAAAUUGGUUAGAGAUUUGUGGUGUAGAUGGCAGCAAGAGUACCUGUCACGCUUGCAACAGCGCCCAAAAUGGCUGAAACGAGUAGAGGAGCUCAAAGAGGGACAGAUUGUUCUCAUUAAAACCGACAAUCUUCCACCUGGAAAGUGGGCCCUCGGCCGCAUAGUCGCUAAACACCAAGGUCCCGACAAUAUCUCGCGAGUGUAUAGUGUUAAAAGUGGUGAUAGUGUAGUGAAAAUACCUAUUACAAAAUUGUGUUUAUUACCAAUAGAGAUUAAUGAUUAA
Messenger RNA from Leguminivora glycinivorella, 4491 nucleotides. RefSeq lists its product as uncharacterized. Gene Ontology annotation, biological process: DNA integration. NCBI's taxonomy places the organism in Eukaryota, Metazoa, Arthropoda, Insecta, Lepidoptera, Tortricidae. The record is from RefSeq and is a predicted model, not a curated record. Gene Ontology annotation, molecular function: nucleic acid binding. The transcript has a single exon. Bases 1 to 4491 code for a protein of 1496 amino acids.